AGUUCGCUCUCCAGGUCAAUGCCAUCGCCGAUUUGGAUUUCUCGUGAUUCUUCCUUGAUUCCAUUCUUACUCUCUCUCGGUAUCACCAGCAAAACGAGCAUGUAUUAGAUCUGCGUUUCGGUAUUGUUCGCUCUCUGCCUUUAGGAUAGUAAUCUCUUUGAAUCGGUUGAGUGUGUUUCUUUCGAGGCAGAGCGGAGUUUUGUGGAAGUUUGAGUCGUUGUUGAGGAUCAGCUGUUCAAAUACUGGAAUGUUUUCUACCAGUUCAAUCGAUUUCCUUAUCAAGUGAUUCUGGUGAUUUGAUGAUCGGUUAGAUGUGGAAUGUGUUUGCGUAGAUGGAGAAAUCGGAAGUGAAUUCUAAGAAGUUAGUGAGAUUUUGGUGUUGGAUUGAAGUGGUAAAAGAUCAAGAAACUGUAUUAAGCCGAGGUUUUGGAAUAAUGGCGGUACCAGAAAGUGAAGAGGUUGGUUUUAAGCGCAUUGGAUUCUCAGUUAGUGAUUAUGAUGCAAAUCUUCCUAUCAAGAAAAGGAGAUUUCCGGUAGUGCAGAUCUCUCCAUCUCCAUCUGAAGGUAUAUCUUCAUUCCAUCCAGAUGGAAAUUUAUUGAAGAUUGAGCGGCCAUCUCCACCUAAAAAGCUAUCUUCAUUUAAUCCCGAUGAAAAUUCGUUAGAGGUCGAACAGCCGAGUCUAUCUGUGACAAUAGUUUCAAGUUCUAGUGCAGACACAUGUUAUGGGUUGUCAAACAGGAACCAGGACUGUGUUUCUAAUGAGAAUAAACGAAAAUCUGAUACUCAUUCAUGCUAUGUGGAUAUGGUCCAGAACGAUAUUGGGAUGCCAGGAGUCGAGUUUCCGGGACCCGGUUUGGGAGGACAUGAAGAUAAGUCCUUGGUAACUGAAAAACACUCCGUUCAUCGAUCACCGGAGAUCUACGGUGAGUUGAAGUUAUCAUCAACUGGCGUCGACUCGGAUCCUCUUGGUAGUAACAAAGAGGAAGAAAUUGAUGUAAAAAUGCCUGAAGAAAAGUGCAGCUCUUCAAUUUGUCAAGUUGAAGGAGGAGCUGAAGUAUCAGAGAAAUUGGUUUCUUACAAGAGUGACCUGAAUAAGCAGAAUUCUUUGGAGCCUGUGUUAAUGGACUUGUCUUUAAACAAGCAAGGAAGUAGCUGCCAUUGUGUCAAAGGUAACGUAGGGUCUGAUUGCGAUGAUUGAAUCAGAUGGUAGCUGGAAUAUUGCCGAGGUUGAAGACGACGACGACGAUGAUAAUAACAUAGAAGAAGACUAUGAAAAUGGCGAGGUUCGGGAAUCAAUGCAAAAAGAGGCCCGUGCUUGUGAGAAAAGAGAAAUUGAGCCAUUGGAUCAUGCUGAUUGUGAUGAUAAGAAGAUCAAUUCUGCUGGAUUGCCUGAUCAUGAAUGUUUCACAUUAGGCCCUCUGGAACAGGAAACGAAACCUGAAAAUCUGGACUCUAAGAGUGAAGACGAUGUUCAUACUACAACUGAAAGUACAUCUUGUGAGCAAGAACAUGAAGAUCUUUGUGUGAAAGAACCACUUGACGUAGAGAAUACUAUUGGUGAGGAUGUAAACAGGCCUAUGAAGGCUGCAGGAAGAAGCCAAUUAUCUCAAUAUGUUAAUAAGGACAAGUUAGAGGGCCACGACACCGCCGAUGAAAUCGAGGAACUGAUUCCGAAAUUUUCUCAGGGUGAGAUGGAGAAAGCUAUUGCUGUAGAGGUAGAGAGCAGAAUAGGGAUCUAACUUUGCCUACCAAUAUGUUGGACAAACGAUCUGGGGAAUGGGACUUUGGUCCCAACUUUUCUCCUGAAACAUACAGUGACCAGCAGAUAGAUUACCAUGUUCCUGAUCUUGAUCACGACCGAUAUAAAAUUAUUCCUGAUGGUCGAUUUGUCGGUGCUAACCGUCGCAGUAGGUCAUUGCUGGACAAUGAGGGACCUUUUUUUUUUCCAUGGACCCUCAAGGAGGAGGUCACCUGGAAGAACUCAUGGACCAUGGUGGCAAAAUGGUUAACAGAAUGCCUAGAGAUUAUAGUCUUAGUAGAUGCAUGAUGAAGUUGGUUCUUUUGAUCAACAUGUAGGAAAGUUCACUAGGAACUUUGCUGAUGACACGGGAUCCGAUAUAUCGACGACCUCAUCCUGCAUACGAAUUAGACAGACCUUUGUUCCGGGAAAGAAGGAACUUCUCAUUCCAAA
Cucurbita pepo subsp. pepo (vegetable marrow) is the source of this 2192-nucleotide messenger RNA. NCBI's taxonomy places the organism in Eukaryota, Viridiplantae, Streptophyta, Magnoliopsida, Cucurbitales, Cucurbitaceae. The record is from RefSeq and is a predicted model, not a curated record.